UCGUUUUUUUGUGGUUUUUGUUGCUGGAAUUAAUAAUUUUAUUUAAAAUUUGGAUAAAUGUAAACAUUUGAUUGGUCCGGGCCGCUGACACGCAGGCGGAUUGUCAGUUGUAGUCAUACGAUCUGUCAUCAUCCUUCGUACAAUGCGAAAAGGGAAGUUGAAAGAAGUGGGAGAGGGACACCGCGGAGCCUUACGAAAUCUACCGAUUCAGUACCUGUCCGGAUAGUCGACACACUGUGAAGAGACUCUGAAGUGUUACGGAUAAAUCGGGCCGGAGACAACACCCCUAUUAUCCAGGCUGCCCUUCUUUUCUUUUUGGUGUUAUUAAAGGUUCUUGCCACCACAUCAGUGCUCAGGGGAGGAGACCACACAGAGUGACAUGGCAAGUAGAGGUGGAGCCACGCGACCCAAUGGACCUAACGCCGGCAACAAGAUCUGCCAGUUCAAACUCGUGCUUCUAGGAGAGUCAGCGGUGGGAAAGUCGAGUCUCGUACUUCGAUUUGUCAAGGGCCAGUUUCACGAAUUCCAAGAGAGCACAAUCGGAGCUGCCUUCCUGACUCAGACAGUAUGUUUGGACGACACAACAGUCAAAUUUGAAAUCUGGGACACAGCUGGUCAGGAGCGCUACCACAGUCUGGCUCCUAUGUACUACAGAGGCGCCCAGGCAGCCAUUGUGGUCUAUGAUAUCACAAAUGAGGAGUCAUUUGUACGAGCGAAGAACUGGGUCAAAGAGCUUCAGAGACAAGCCAGUCCAAACAUUGUAAUAGCCCUGGCUGGGAACAAGGCCGACCUCGCUAGCAAGAGAGCUCUGGACUUCCAGGAUGCACAGUCAUACGCAGAUGACAACAGUUUGCUCUUCAUGGAAACUUCAGCAAAAACCUCCAUGAACGUGAACGAGAUUUUCAUGGCCAUCGCCAAGAAACUUCCGAAGAACGAGCCGCAGGCCGCCGGAACCAGCAGCGGGCGGAACCGGGGCGUGGACCUGACGGAGUCGGCUCAGCCCAGCAGCCGUCCCUGCUGCAGUAACUAACCCGGCUCAUCCUCCUCUUCCUCCUCUUCCUCUCGGCUCCCACCCGGCAGCAUCUGGAACGUCCGACCCGUUUGGUUUCCAGAUGUGCGACCCGCUCUUCACCCUCACCUCCCUGGAUUAGCUAAAAGACUCUGUAUAGCUGCAUUUCUAAUACCUUUUGUUUUGUUUUUUGUUGUUUUCUUUUUGUUUUUUAACUUUUUUUAAGAAGUGUAUAUCAGUAUAACGGAUGCAUGUAUCACUACAACUCCUAAAGAAAAAAACAAAACACAUUUUUAUCUUAUAUUCAGUUUAAAGACUAACUUCCCUUUUCAGAAAGAUGAGAAAGCGAGAAACCUGUGAAUGUGUGAGAGGCUCAGUUUGACUGUAGUAGUCUGUUUGUUUUUUUCUUGUAUAUUCUAGAAAAAUCUAGUUGUUCCCAUGUGAAGUUGCUCCACUUCUUCGACUGUUUGGAGCAACAGUUGAGUUGCCAGGAAAGGAUCCAGCAACUCUUCCCAGGAACAAAUCUUUAUCCGAGAUCCAAGUCUUCUUCUGGGACAUCCGGGGUAAAGCACUGUCCAACUUUAACUCAAAGUUUAAAAAAAAUAAAAACCAUAAAUCAGGAAGCUUCACCUUGUUGCUCACAUUAAUGGCAGAAAAUAAUUUAAGUGUUAAAUUUCCAUUGAGGCCAGUAGUCAACCUCCAUCUAUCAAAGUCUGUGUUGAAAAUAAAAAAAAGAAAAGAGAAAUGAUAUACUCUAAUGUUUUCACAGGGUGCAAUGUCGUCUUCUUCCUUUAUUUCAGCUCGUCUGGAAGUUUAUUUAGAGACUCCGAACAAUUGUACAGUUGAAUACUUUGCCAAUCCCUCUCUUAUGUUUCCUUCAAGCUCCACGUUUCCACAGAAGCUGGUCAGAUGUUAGGCAGUGAUGGUCUCUUUAGAUAAAUGUAGUGUUAUUAACAAAAUCUCUCUGGUGUCUUGUCACUUUCUUUUUUUCUAUUAUUAUUUUAAAUUAAUUUUUUUUCUUUCUUUUCCAAAAAAAGAAAAAAAAGAGAGUAAAGGUCCAUGGUGGUGUUUGAAAAGAACUUCUUUUAUUGCAUCGCACAGUGUUGAUCAUGUUUUAAUUAUUGAUAACUGCCCUAGGGUUUUUAUAUGACGGACUGUAUUGGAUUUGCUAACCUUUCAGCUGCGGGCGCGGAGCUUAUUUAAUCUAACUGGUGGUCUCUCUUGCAGCUCAAUGAAUUUAAUGAUGUAAAAACAGCAUUACUAGUGAUGGGCUGAUCCGUUUUGAGUGUCUGAAUCUUAAUAAAUCCAAUAAAAUGGUCUCUUGUAUGA
Messenger RNA from Poecilia reticulata (guppy), 2338 nucleotides. It is a transcript of the gene rab5ab, whose product is annotated as RAB5A, member RAS oncogene family, b. Gene Ontology annotation, molecular function: GTP binding; GTPase activity. The record is from RefSeq and is a predicted model, not a curated record. Lineage: Eukaryota; Metazoa; Chordata; Actinopteri; Cyprinodontiformes; Poeciliidae.